CCUGCGAGCUAGCUAAGCUAACGGUCCUUUAUGUCCGGAGAAAUACGCAGGAUUACAUCCAAAAUUUCAACGGGGAUUUAUAAAUAUUAUGUAACGUUACGUGGGUAGAAAGCGAGUGAUGAAUAUUUGUGAUGAGUCGUAGCAUGUAGACGUGCUGAAAAAAGACCAAGACGUAGCUAAACCGUCUGUAAAACUGAAGAUCCACCUUUUUACAUUCAUGUUAUGGGCAAGAAGAGGAGGACGAGCGGAUGGACUGUCUGUAAUGUCAGAUUGAAGCGAAGCUUCUCGCAGCUUUCGUGUGUCACGUAGUUUUGGGAGAAACCAUGCCGGGAAAGCUGAAGGCCAAAAUUGUGGCCGGGCGCCACUUGCCCGUCAUGGAUAGAGCGAGUGACCUCACGGAUGCCUUCGUUGAGGUGAAAUUCGGAAACACAACCUUUAAAACUGACGUCUACCCCAAAUCCCUUAACCCCCAGUGGAACUCGGAGUGGUUCAAAUUUGAGGUGGAUGAUGAGGACUUGCAGGAUGAGCCAUUGCAAAUUACAGUGCUGGACCAUGACACGUACAGCGCUAACGAUGCCAUAGGCAAGGUCUACAUAGACAUAGACCCGCUCUUAUCAAGUGAAGCUGCUACUGUCAUCUCUGGCUGGUUCCCUAUUUAUGACACCAUACAUGGUAUUCGGGGAGAGAUCAACGUUCUGGUGAAAGUGGAUCUCUUCAAUGACCUCAACCGCUUCAGACAAUCAUCUUGUGGAGUGAAAUUCUUUUGCACUACUUCCAUCCCCAGGUGUUACCGGGCGGCGAUGGUGCAUGGCUUUGUGGAGGAGCUGGUGGUGAAUGAGGACCCGGAGUACCAGUGGAUCGACCGGAUCCGCACCCCCAGAGCGUCCAACGAGGCCCGGCAGAGGCUCAUCUCCCUGAUGUCCGGUGAGCUCCAGAGGAAGAUUGGGCUGAAGGUGCUGGAGAUGGGAGGCAACGCGGUGGUGGGCUACCUGCAGUGCUUCGACCUGGAGGGGGAGUCGGGCCUGGUGGUGCGGGCCAUCGGGACGGCGUGCACUCUGGAAAAGCUGAGUAACUCCUCGGCGGCCGCCCCGCCCGCAUGCAAUUCCCCAUCCAAAGACAUCAAAGAGUCUCCACUGGCUCACCCGCCCGGCCACGGAUGCCGCUCGACCCACAGCAGCCCCGUUCACACUGCCUCCGGCUCACGGCUCUCUCAGAACUUCUCUGUGUCUGUCCCCACCCUCAUCUUCACGGGUAUGAGACUGCAUAGGCACAGGAGCUUGGGAGAGACGGGCCCUGAGCACAGGCCUCAGACUGUAUUGCCAGGCAGGCAGUGUAGGCCUCCCUUCAGCGAAGACCCCAACCCUAAUACUCAUUCAUCCGGACCCUCCACCCCACUGAAAACCCAAACUUAUUCCUUUUCACCUUCCAAGUCCUACAGUCGCCAGUCUUCCUCCUCUGACACAGAUUUGAGUUUGACACCUAAAACUGCGAGCCCCCCCGCGGGGCCCAGGAUUUUCCUGUGUCCCAGCUCCCCCGCCCUGUCCACAGAGCCCCCACCCAAUCACUCAAACUCUUUUCAACUCUCCCCGGGGCCCGGGACGGCCCAGAGGUUUACGCCUCUUCCUCUGCCACUCUCGGGCCAUCAGUACCCCCCUGGGCUGAGAAAAAGUGUCUCUUUCAGUGAGGACCUGCUACUGGCGGCCUCCGGAAUGGGCAGCGGAGGGAGUGCCGGGAAGGAGGGCGGGCCUCUGAAGACCCUGCUGAGGCAGCAGACGCAGUCGGCACUGGAGCAGAGGGGAGCGUCCUCCUCUCGUAUAUUUGUUAGGACAAGGGAGUUCCCCUUUUUCACGCUGACGUCCUUCCCGCCCGGCUUCCUCAUCCACGUCGGGGGUGUGGUCAGUGCACGGUCAGUGAAGCUCCUGGAUCGUAUCCACAAUCCCGCCUUGGGUAACACGAGAUCAUACAAACUGCUAGACUGGAAUAGUUUCGCUGCAGACGAGCCGGAGACGCGCGACGCCUGGUGGGAGGAGAUUCGGCAGGAGAUCAAGUCUCACGCCCGCGCUCUGGGCUGCCACGCUGUGGUGGGGUACAGCGAGUCCACCAGCAUCUGUGAGGAGGUGUGCAUCCUGUCAGCAUCAGGCACGGCGGCCGUGCUCCACCCCAAGUUCAUGCAGGAGGGCUGCCUGGACGGCUACAGUGACCCCAGCAGGUUGUCACGGCAGCCAGCCACCUUUUCCGCAGGGUCAGAGAAGGGCGAGUUUGAUAUUUUCCCUCAGAGCAAGGAUAGUUCUGCCGCGCUAGGGUUGGAGGAGCCGUCGCCCCCUAGCUGUGGCUUUUGUCAUAUCCCCUAUGACGAGCUGAACAUACCCUUCCCAGCACACCUGACCUACUGCUACCACUGUCGGAGGCAGAAGGUCCCGGACGUGCUCUUCACCACCAUAGACAUGCCAGCCGAGGCAGCCGUCACAGGGAAGGGCUGCCUCAUACAGGCCAGGCUGUGCCGGCUGAAGAAGAAGGCCCAGGGCGAGGUGAACGCCACGGCCAUCAGCAACCUGCUGCCCUUCAUGGAGUACGAGCUGCACACGCAGCUGAUGAACAAGCUGAAGCUCCGCGGCAUGAACGCCCUCUUCGGCCUGCGCAUCCAGAUCAGCGUGGGGGAGAACAUGCUGGUGGGACUGGCGUCUGCCACGGCGGUAUACCUGACGGCGCUGCCCACUCCGGGGGGCAUCCAGAUCGCCGGCAAGACGCCCAGCGACAUCACCUACGAGCAGCACAUCUCCAACAUGCAGAAGAAGAUCAACGACACCAUCGCCAAAAACAAGGAGCUGUACGAGGUCAACCCGCCGGAGGUGAUUGAGGAGGUGAUUGGCUCACCCAUCCCGGAACCGCGCCAGCGCUCCCGGCUCUUCCGCUCGCACUCGGAGAGCUCGGACGAGGUGUCGGAGCUGGACCUGUCCCACGGGAAGAAGGACGCCUUCGUCCUCGAGAUUGACGACACGGACGCUGUGGAGGACAUCCACUCUCUCCUCACAGACACGCCCGCGCCAGCAGGCUUUUAUAGCUGCAACACUGAAAUCAUGCCUGGGAUUUAUAACUGGACGUCAGGUUUACAGAUGUUUACUUCGGUCAGGGUGUUCAGGCUGAGCAACGCCAACCUCACCAACCAAGGACUCAACAAGAUUUUCAACGACCUCUGCGAGAAUCUGCUCAAGAGCCUCUACUUUAAGCUGCGCUCCAUGAUCCCCUGCUGCCUCUGCCAUUUGAACUUCACCGUGGCCGUUCCUGAGGACGAGCUCAUUCAGGUGGCGGUCACUGCUGUGGCCAUGACAUUCGACAAAGACCAGGCCCAAGAGAACUGGAAACUCGGCGCGGACAAGACACACAUGAAAGCGAUAGUGGAGAACGAGGAGCAGCUCCAGUUCCCUCUGGAGCUGUGCACAGAGAGCCCGUCCACAAACCCCUUCUCCCCCUGCAGAGGCACAGGGCUCCAGGAGAGCGCGAACGCGCACGCCACCCCCAGAGCUGCCUCAGUUGAUUACAGUUCCUUUGCAGACAGAUGGAGCUCCUGGAUAGAGCUCAUUAGACUGAAAGCUCAGACCAUAAGACGCGGAUCAAUUAAGACAACUUCCUCCCUGGAGAAGGCCAGUCCCCUGCCUGAGGGUCGCUCGCGGUCGCUCCGGUCCACCCGCUCCUACGCCGGCAGCACGGUCGCCGUGGUGAAGAUGACGCCGCUCUCCUUCAUCCCCGGCACCAGGAUCAUCAAGUACCUGGGCAUCAUCAACAUGUUCUUCAUCCGGGAGACCACGUCGCUCCGGGAGGAGGGCGGUGUGAGCGGGUUCCUCCAUGCCUUCAUCGCUGAGGUCUUCGCCAUGGUCAGAGCUCAUGUGGCAGCCCUGGGCGGUAACGCCGUGGUGUCCUACAGCAUGAAGGAGUGUGUCUUCAUGGAGAACCCCAAUAAGAACCAGGCUCAGUGCCUUAUCAACGUGAGCGGGGACGCCGUCAUCUUCAUGCGGGAGUCGGAGCUGGAGGCCACGCCCGCCCCGCCCCAGACCUCCUGCAGCGGGGGCGAGGUCACCACAUGAGGUGUCCAUGCAUACAAACACAUACACACUCACAUACACAUGCACAACAACACACAAAAGAGCGCCAACACUAGCCAAUCCACUUCUGAGUUGUGGCUGCCUAAAAUCCACGGGAUUUCCAAAGAUCUGCACUCCACAAUCUGAACCCAUUGGAGGUAACCUGGUCCACACACCCCUGCCCAGCAGGACAGUAGAGGGACAGGACAGUUUAGCCCCAGGUCUAACUUCUCUUCUGACCUUUGGCCCAAUGCGCAAGGAGUUUUUUUUUUGUUUUGUUUUGUUUGUUCCUGUCUGGGCUUCCAAAGAGUAGGUCAUGUGAUCAGCUGUCCUGUCCGUUUUACUGAGUCCUUGUCUUGCUGUAAGGCUUACUCCUGUGGCUCCAGUCAUUCAAAGGAAAUUUGCCCUUUCCUCACUUGUAGGCAGCACUGUAGACAUUCCAUUUUAAUGGUAAAUGCAAAGGCAGCUGGGUUUGGAUUCGAAAAUCGAACACGUCCACUGUGUAUGAGGUUUUUUUUUUUUUUUUUGUGUGUUUUAACAUGCAGGUAGCCACAUGGUACUCAACCUUUUCCAUCGCUUCGCAAACUAAGAGACAAAUCUUCCAGCGAUUUCCUGUCUUGGGGGAGUGGGUAUAAUUUGAGUGAUUGCCAAUGAUUUCAGGUGAAUUUAGUGUACACUGAAAUUAUACCACAGACUGAACAGAAGAUAGUCAGGAAAAUGUGUUGGCUACUGCUUCAAAAUCUCAACAUUGGCAGUAUUACAUUUCACAGUCCAUUUGACGCGAACUGAAACCGUGUGCCGAUUAUCACCAAGCUUCCUAUUAUAACCAUGGUCAACUGCUCAAAAUUUUUUUGAACUGUCACAAACCUGUGUACUACUGAACUAUUUUUUAAAAUGAUGUCCAAUGCUGGAAAAAAAAAAGAAAUCAAAACUGCGAUGACAGUUUUUUUUUUUUAGUGUAGGUGCCACAACAAAACUUAUUUGUUCAGAUGUGUACUUAAAUCAGAUGGGUAUUUUUGUAAUAUUAAAGUGAGAGAUUAGUAAACUAUACUGUACUUAAUUUGCAUGUGCAGUUAAAGCUAGGGUUUGAUUUUUGUAUCGUGUGAAUGGGGUAUUGUUGCAUAGUGAAUCUGCUCGUAAGUGAAGGCGAUACAGGUGCGAUCCGUGUAACACUUGAAUGUACAUAUAGACAAUGUUGCUUUGUUUGAAUUAGCAGCAUGCCGACCUUUUCCCAUCUGUAUGAUUCUCCAUUUACUGGCCUGAAGAUUCUUUUUUUCUCUUGCACAAUAAAGCUCUGUGUC
Messenger RNA from Megalops cyprinoides (Indo-Pacific tarpon), 5380 nucleotides. RefSeq names its product C2 calcium dependent domain containing 5 (gene c2cd5). The coding region runs from base 324 to 4082 and encodes 1252 amino acids. Gene Ontology annotation, molecular function: calcium ion binding; calcium-dependent phospholipid binding. The transcript is spliced from 31 exons. Lineage: Eukaryota; Metazoa; Chordata; Actinopteri; Elopiformes; Megalopidae. Gene Ontology annotation, cellular component: plasma membrane. The record is from RefSeq and is a predicted model, not a curated record. Gene Ontology annotation, biological process: positive regulation of protein targeting to membrane; protein localization to plasma membrane; intracellular protein transmembrane transport.